AUGACCCUUUCCACCCCACGGACGAGGAGACCCCGCGGGGGGUCAGGGGUCGCGGGAGCCCCCGGAGCGCCCCACGCCCCCGAGUUGAGUUUUGGGGGCGGGGGCGGCGGCUCCUCCUCCUCUUCCUCCUCCUCCUCCUCCUCCUCCUCCUCCUCCUCUUCCUCCUCCUCCUCCUCGUCGGCGGCGCCGCCCAAGGAGGCCGAAGGGCGGCAGGACCAGAAGUACGACCCCUUCGACCCCACCGGCUCCAACCCCAGCUCGUCCCGCAGCAGCCCCAGCCCCGCCGAGGAGGAGGAGGAGGAGGAUGAAGAGGAUGAAGAUGAGGAGGAUGAUGAGGAGGAGGAGGAGGAGGAAGGGGAGGCGCGGGCGCUGCCGGACGUGUCGCAGAGCAUCAGCCGCAUCUCGCAGACCUUGGCCGGCAUCUACGACGACAACAGCCUGAGCCAGGACUGCGAGAAGGACCCCGAGCCCCCCAAAACGCCCCCCAACCCGCCCGGCGCCGACUCCACCCUGCCCGGCGACGACGAGGAGGACGAGGAGGAGGAGGAGGAGGAGGAAGAAGAUGAAGAGGAGGAUGAAGAUGAGGAGGAGGAGGAGGAGGAUGAAGAGGAAGGCUCGUCGGAGCCGCGGCGCCGCGUGUUCGUGGUGGGGCUGGGGGGCUCGGGCCGCGCCGGCGGCGAGACCACCCUCGGUGGGGCUGGGGGCACAGGAGGGGGGGCAGCGACCCCCAGGCUGGACGGCAAAGUGUCCCUCGAGGUGGUGACCCGGGCAACCCCAAACCCGCCCCACCCCAGCGGCGCCCACCCCCAGCCCCGCGGGACCCCGGCGGGACCCCCAAAGCGGCAGCGUCGGCAUCGUCCGGGGCGGCCCCGGGCGCGGCCGCGAGUGGAGCGCGCCGGGGACGCCUCGGAGGUGGAGGAGGGCGAGAUCGUGCCGGCCGAGGAGGAGCGGCCCUUCAGUCCCCUGCGGCUCUUCCGCGGCUCCGGGAGCGCCGCCGGCGCCGGGGGUGGCAUCGCCGGGGGUGGUGGCGGCAGCGUUGGUGGCAUCGCCGUUGGUGGCAUCGGCGUUGGUGGCAUCGGCGUCGGUGGCAUCGCCCGCGGGCGAGCCCCGGAGCCGCGCCCGCCGCGCCUGCCCGAGGGCGGCGACGACUUCUUGUCCCUGCACGCCGACUCGGACGAGGAGGCCGAUUUUGGGGCCGAGGCGCAGCCGGACCCGCGCUGGAAGAGCGGGACGAGCGGAAUCCUCGCGGGCGGCCCCCCUGUCGUCGUCCCCUCGGACCUGCGGCGCAAGAUCCUGAGCCAGCGGCGCCUCCGGGCUCCCCCCUCGCCGCCCUCGCCGCGCUCGCCCUCGGCCCCGGCCCGCAAGAAGCCCAAGCGCGACCACCGCGACCGCAGCGCCCGCGGCGGCCGCUCCUCCUCGUCGUGGGGGUCGUCCAAGAAGCCCCCCGAGCCGCCGCCUCCUCCCCCGGCCCCGCUGCCUUCAUCGUCGUCAUCAUCCUCGAAGGGCAAGGAGCGCGGCGGGCGCCGCGGCGGGCUCGGGCUCGGGUCCCGCUCCCGCUCCCGCCGCUCCCGCCGCUCGUGGUCGCGGCGUUCGCGGUCGCGGGAGAAGCGGCGGGGCCGGCGCUCGUCGGGCAGCGGCUCGGGCCGCUCGCGGGGCCGCAAGGACAAGGACAAGGACCGGGACAAGGACAGGGGAGCAGGAGAGGGCCGGGAGCGCGAGCGGCGCCGCGGGGAGAAGAAGAAGAAGAAGCAGCAGCAGCGCUCGCGGUCGCGGGAGCGCCGCGGCUCCCGGCGCGACUCCAAGGGGGACAAAGCCACGACAACGACCACGACCACCACGACGGUGACGGCGAUGCCGUCGGUCCGGCGCAGGGAGCCCCGCGCGGUGGUGCCGCCGUCGGUGCAGGAGCUGAGCGACUCGGCGCUGUUCGCCAUCAAGAGGACCAUCACGGUGAGCCGGCGCUCCGGCGGCUCCCCCGAGCCCCGCCGGGAGGUGCUCUACGACUCCGAGGGGCUCAGCUUCGAGGGCUUCUCCUCCGACCGAGAGCCCGCAGAGCCCCCCGCCCGCAAGGGGGGCUGCGCCAGGGUGGGCACCGGGAGCGGCACCGGGAGCGGCGGCGAGCGCAGGGACAAGGAGCGCAAACGCGGCCGCGCCGAGGACAGAGCGGCCAGCAGGGACAAGCACAAGAAGAAGUUCAAGGAGUACCCCGAGGAGGUGGCGAUGACGGCGCUGUCGUCGUCGUCGGACGGCGGCAAAUCCAAGGAGAAGGCGGCGCGGGAGAAGGGCGCCCGCAAAGCCAAGGCGGUGACGGCAGCGGGGACCCGCAAGGAGGCGGCGGUGGCGGGGACGGGGACGGGGGCACCCAAGGGUGCCACCAACGCCACCCCCAGCACCACCAGCGCGGCCCCCGCGCGGAAGGUGAAGCUGCAGUCGAAGGUGUCGGUGCUGAUCCGAGAGGGCGUCACCUCCACCACGGCGCCCGCCAAGGAGGGGGCAGCGGGGGUGACAGCGGCGGGAGGAGGAGGAGGAGGAGGAGGAGGAGGAGCCAUCGCCGGCAUCGCCGUCAAGUUCGCCCGCGACGCCGAGAGCAGAGCGCCCUUCCUCAAGGCCGGGGGGCUCCCCAAGGCCGGGGGGCUCCCCAAGGGCGACGCCGCCCCCCGGGGAGGGGACAGGGACGGCGGCGCGGCCGCCCCCCCCUCCAAGAGCCGCAAGGCCAAGCCCCCCAAGGGCAAGGGGGGCACCAAGAAGCCCCCCAAGGGCAGCAAGGCCAAGGGCGAGGGGCGCAAGAAGAGGAAGGCCAAGGGGGUCAAGGGCACCCUCAAGAAGUCCAAGGCCGACAGCUGCGCCACCCCCCGCUCCUCGCUGUCCCCCCCCCCGCUGCCCGCGCCCCCCUCGGCGCCGGGAGACCCCCUCCACGGGCGGCCCGAGGUGGAGCCCCUGGUGCCCCCUCCCAAAGCCCCCAGGUCGGGGGCGGGGUGGCGACGGAGCCCCGAGCGGGAGGUGACCCCCGACUCGCAGACCGUCGACAGCAGCUGCAAGACCCCCGACGUGUCCUUCCUGCCCGAGGAGGGGGGCGCCGCCAACGACCCCCCCGCGCCCCCCCCGGGCCAGGGGCUCUGGGAUGGCGGGGACCCCAGGCCGGGCUGGGGGCGCCGGGAGAGCCCCGAGGCUGACAGUCGCUGCCAGGGCAAGGACGACGCCACCAGCACGGGCACGGGGACGGGGACGGGCACGGGGAGACCCGGGACCGCCCCCGCGGAGCGCCCCCGCCCACCACCACCACCACCCCACGCCGUGGAGCUCCAGGGGCGUCGACUGCGCCACCAGCGGCGUCCUGGCACGUGA
Myiozetetes cayanensis is the source of this 3345-nucleotide messenger RNA. Its product is annotated as splicing factor, arginine/serine-rich 19-like. The record is from RefSeq and is a predicted model, not a curated record. Gene Ontology annotation, molecular function: RNA polymerase II C-terminal domain binding. NCBI's taxonomy places the organism in Eukaryota, Metazoa, Chordata, Aves, Passeriformes, Tyrannidae.